Daucus carota subsp. sativus is the source of this 1593-nucleotide messenger RNA. RefSeq lists its product as uncharacterized. Bases 197 to 1441 code for a protein of 414 amino acids. NCBI's taxonomy places the organism in Eukaryota, Viridiplantae, Streptophyta, Magnoliopsida, Apiales, Apiaceae. The record is from RefSeq and is a predicted model, not a curated record. The transcript is spliced from 2 exons.
AUAUAUUUAAACACACUUCCGGAUAUCUCUGUCUGUAUUAGCUGCAUGUUCACUUCCCUAUCUAUUUCCUCCAUCUCUCUGUGUUUAUCAUUCACCACUCCUUAGGUAAUUUUUCCGAUCUCGUUUUCGUGUUGUGUACCAAAUUGUCGGUCGCCUGACGAGCCGGUUCUUGAAGAGCAAGAACCUCAUAUUUCCAAUGGAUCCGUGUCCUUUCGUUCGUAUUGUGGUAAAAAACUUGGCUGUGAAGUAUUUGAGCAGUUCAAACAAAUCAGAUACUUCGUUCUACUGCAAAAUGAAGAUCAAGAACCUCCCAACUCAAAUCUCGAACAUCCCUAUACAACAAGCCCAGCAGCUUCUUGAUCAAGUCCAUGCUUCUUUUUGUCUCAACAAAUCACAGUUUGAGAAACUGAAUGAAAAAUCAAACCACCCGAGUUUCUUGAAGAUCAAGGUUUAUAAGAGAGAGCUGGGUUGUGGGUUGUUGAGUGAGAGUCUUUGCGGCUAUGUUUUGGUGGAUUUAAGAGGAGUUGAGAAUAAGGUUUCUGUGAUAAAGGAUGGGUGGGUUGAGGUUGAUAAGAAUGUUAAGGUGUGUUUGAAUGUUCGAGUUGAACCCGAUCCAAGAUUCGUGUUUGAGUUCGAUGGAAAGCCUGAGUGUAGUCCCCAAGUGUUUCAGGUUAAUGGGAAUGUUAGACAAGCUGUUUUCACUUGCAAGUUUGGGUUUAAAAAUUCCGGUGCCACCAAUCGCAGUUUAAGAUCAAGAUCAUCAUUGACAGAAUCAGGCAAAUCGAGAAGCUGGCUAAGUGGGAGUAAAAAAGAGCAAGGCCCGAAAGAGCGAAAAGGAUGGUCAAUUACGAUCCAUGAUCUCUCAGGCUCACCCGUGGCUACUGCGUCGAUGGUGACACCAUUUGUCCCAUCAACCGGAACUAACAGAGUGAGCAGAUCGAAUCCAGGAGCCUGGCUCAUUCUCCAGCCAGGCCAAUCUACCUGGAAGCCCUGGGGCCGUCUCGAGGCGUGGCUAGAAACCGGAGAUCAACUUGGCUACCGAUUCGAACAUUUCCCUGAUGGCAUCGACGCAAUCACUCUCACAAAUUCCACACUAAGCACCAAAAAAACCGGAAAAUUUACUAUUGAUAACAGCAGCCCUGGUCCCUCUCCAUUGAGCACUCCUAGCAGCAGCUUUGAUUCAGGGACAGGGUCCUUUUCGGACGGUGGAUCGGGAUCAUGGGCACAUUUACUCUACAGAGGAUUCGUAAUGUCCUCCACAGUCACUAGUGGCGGAAAAUGUAGCAAGCCGGAGGUUGAGGUCAGUGUUAACCACGUAACGUGCACGGAGGAUGCAGCUGCCUUUGUCGCGCUGGCAGCUGCGAUGAACCUCAGUAUGGACGCUUGCAGUUCCUUCUCGACAAAGCUCAGAAAGGAAUUGAGACAGUCUUUCCAGGAUUGAUUAGAAUUCGUUACGGUUCAUUUUGUUCUUAGCUAGGCAAUUUAGUUCAAUUGUUCUUUGAUUUCUUCAUUUUAUCUCGCAGCAAUUUUGGCUGUUAAACGAUCUCAGAGUGUACAUAUCGACAAGUAUAUAAAAUUCUUCUUUUUAUUGAA